AUGAUACCCGCCACUUGUCCGAAUCCUGCGACGCCCUCCCGCAAUCUGGCUGGAAAGACUGAUUUGGACUCAUUGACAGAGCCAAUCAAUACCGAAACACCACGCACAUCCUCAGGCAGAGCGGCCGUCGACGCCAAAACCAAGUCCCUUCGCUUGCGCAUCGGCCAGUUGAUGAAUUCAGAGAUCAUCGUCUGCGAUGCCGAGGAGUUCAUGAGCUACUACCUUCCAAAGCACGAUAUGGACGUUUUCCAACGCGUCCUGAAGCAGCUCUCCAGGUUUCCGGAGGACAGCGAAGACAAAGUCCUCAUCCCUCGUGACGAUCCGAAACGGGAAGCAUGGUUGAAGCAGCGCUUCGGGAAAGGUAGUAUUAAGGAGCAGGCAGUAAAGGGAGGGCGAUCGAGGAAGGGUGGCAAAUCCCGUCAUUCUGCGGAUACCAGUGGCUCUGGGUCGAAGGACCUUGAUGCCACCGCGGGUUCAAACUCAAACGCUACCCUUUAUUCGCACGUCUUCUCCGACUUCAUGUUUAAGCCCUCGCGGGUGAAGAGGCUACACGAGAUCGAGAAGCUGGAGAAAAGGAAAUCAAAGAAGAAGAAGAAGAACCGGAAGGCGAAGAAGGAGGAGACAAAGGAUACGAGCUUGAAGGACGAUGUUGAACCAGCGCACGAGAACACACAGUUCAACCCGAUUGGAACAAUUGGAGAUUACAUCCGAGCAGUUCUCAAGGCCAUAGGAGUCGCGAUAAAUGAGUACCACCUACGCAUGUGUCCCAACACCGCCAUUACAUCUGGAGUCGACGGCUGCAACCACAAGAUUGACGCGUGUCUUACGAAAAACAGGGAAGACCGGUUGUCCAUUACCGACAUCAUCGUUCCUUUUGAAUUCAAGGUGGCCUGCAGUAACGCCAAGGUAUUUGAGAACCGUGGACAGCUAGUUUCUCAUGUCGUGCACACGAUGAACGACGAUGCUCGCCGCCUCUUUAUGUAUGGGAUUACCAUCGAGGAUGACCUGGUAUCUGUCUGGUUCUUUUCUCGCUCUCACUCAGCGAAGGCAACCGUGUUUAGUAUGAUUGAGAUCGUCGUGAAGCGCCCUGACCUUCUCGUACGGGUCCUUGUAUCGCUGUUCUGCGCAACCGAUGAGCAGCUUGGCUUCGAUCCAUUGGUUAGCCUGGUCGGAACAAAGAAUUUCUUGUACACAUUCCCUCCAAGCGAGACUCGGGCCAGCACUCAUUACUAUUUGACCAUUCAUUCGGUUACCGAGUAUCGGUCUUUGCACCUCAGAGGACGUUCCUCUCGAGUCUGGAAGGUCAAACGUGUCCACUCUGCUAAGAACCACGAGCGCGUAGCAGGCACAACAGACAUGAUUCUGAAAGACCUUUCGCUCAGCACUGACACGCCUACAGAAGCUCGCAUUCAGGAGGAGAUGUUCAAAGACAUCGGUGAACUUUCCCAGGAUGCAGAUUGGCGGAAGCGGGACAUCUUGAGGAACUGUUCCAAAGAGGAUUUAGACGAAAUGGGGGAGGUAUUGAAGGACGGGACCAGCUUUAUGAAGUUCUUUUCAUGCAUUGCGCAGCAUCAUACCGGCUCCGCUAGCCUUGCUAUAUGUGCCAAAGGUUGGAGGCUUCCUUCAGUAUUUGAGGACCCAACGGUGGAAGUACAGGCCGCUGCUGCCAACAGCAAGGUUCGCAUACAACUUUCCGCAAAACCUCCAAAGACAUCUGCCGACGCGGAUUUGGGUAAAGGCAAGGCUACGGUUCCCACCGAGAGUAUCCAUCAACAUCCUCUGGAACCAAGACACCAGUUCCGCGCUGUCUACGACCACGUCUACACGCCCCUCCAUGAUAUAAUGACCAUGGGAGAAGCCGUCGACAUUAUAAAGGGGUGUCUAACAGUACUUCGCGUUAUGUUCUGCGCUGGAUGGGUCCAUCGAGACAUUAGCGCUGGAAACAUCUUAGCCGCGCGCGGGAGGCCAAGGGGACCAUGGCAAGUGAAACUAGCGGACCUUGAAUACGCCAAACGGUUCCCUCCAGAUCGCAAAGCGAGUGUCGCUGUGAAAAGUAUGACUACCAAUUUUAUGCCGUGUGAGGUGGCGACCUCUGCGCUCCUGCUCUCUGGUGUCGAGCUUCGAGCGAAGGAGCGAAAGGCCUUGGAGGAGAACGUACGCAGUGUCAUUCACAGCCCCCAACACGACUUGGAAUCCAUCUGGUGGCUCUUCUUUUGGCUUGCCAGCAUGCGAGUAGACGAAGCACUCCCAAGGGCCCACCUCGAGGAAAUCUUUCAGGACUCAGCAGUUGACCUUCCAGCAGUGGCAAACCCUCGCCGAAGCUUUUUCGUUCGGGAGCACAAACAGCACUUGGGUAUUCAUCGGGAUCUCACAGUGUGCGAAGGCCUCCCGCCAGCGUUGCGAGGCCAGUUUCUCGAAAGUCUUGACGAUGUUCGAUACAAUCUCCUCGUGGAAUACCAAAAGCGAAACAGGCAAAUGAAGCAGCAAGAUAUCGGCACUUACUCGCAGAUCAUUGCCGACUUUCGAACCUUUUUUGACGAGAUUGAAGCAUAUAGGGACCAAUGGGAAAAUAUCAAGUUGGUCACCGAUUUGGAGCUACACCAAAGGGCGGCAUAUAGGAAGAAAGAAGAACAAAUCGUUUACCGUGAAACACUUGAUUAUGGUGUGCUAAUAUCCAACAAGCGUCCACUCUCGGAACUUUUCCCAGUGACUGAAGAGAGUACAGGUGGAGAGACUGUGGAGGAUAGCGACUACCCGGAGGACAGUGAUGGCGAAGAUGAGGAAUAUCAACGUCAUCUCCCCAAGAAAGCUCGAUUUUUUUAG
Coprinopsis cinerea okayama7#130 is the source of this 2823-nucleotide messenger RNA. RefSeq names its product other/FunK1 protein kinase. The record is from RefSeq and is a predicted model, not a curated record. NCBI's taxonomy places the organism in Eukaryota, Fungi, Basidiomycota, Agaricomycetes, Agaricales, Psathyrellaceae. The coding region runs from base 1 to 2823 and encodes 940 amino acids. The transcript has 7 exons.